Molecule: messenger RNA, 744 nt
Organism: Daphnia pulicaria
Lineage: Eukaryota; Metazoa; Arthropoda; Branchiopoda; Diplostraca; Daphniidae
Product: WSC domain-containing protein 2-like
Exons: 3
Coding region: 64-744 (226 amino acids)
Molecular function (GO): sulfotransferase activity
Source: RefSeq, a predicted model, not a curated record
GGAAACGAUCCUGAUUGUCGGGAAUACACCGUCAGAUUCAUCCGCAAUGGAACUCAACCCAAGAUGGCUCUUAUGUCCUAUCCAGGAAGCGGAAACACCUGGAUACGCGGAAUUAUCGAACGACUGAGUGGUUACUUUACCGGAAGUAUUUACGCAGAUAAGGACAUCUACGUGAAAGGAUUUUACGGUGAAGGAGUGCCCAUCGAUUGUGGGUGUACUAUCGUACAGAAAACGCACGAUCUUCAGAGAAACGACUACCAACCAUUCAUUAACAAAAGCGCCAUCCUCAUCAUCCGCAAUCCGUACGGCGCUCUUGUCUCUUACCGAAAUUUUAGAACUACUGGAAACAGUCACACGGCAUCCGCUUCGCUAACUCAAUUCACUGGGCUAGAAUGGGAGAAGUUUGUUACGACAGAAAUCGUCGGAUGGAAAACAAAGGUAUUGGAAUGGAUCCCCAGAAUCGGACAUGGGGGAAUUUUACUGUACGACGACGUGUUGAAAGAUAAGCGGAAUCAAUUCCGAAAUCUCAUGCGGUACCUUGGACUAGAAGUGGACGAACGACGGUUGGAUUGCGUAAUCAAACAUGAUUUUUCCUCAUUCAAACGGAAUUCAACUCCUACCACGAAUGAAACAAUCAGGGAUCCAUUCGAUGCGUCGUUGAGAAGCAUCAUCGACAAGGAAAUUGAAAUUGUUCAAAAAGCCCUAGCAGACUAUGGCUAUGAUCUAAAGCUGCUGAAAGAAUAA